Molecule: messenger RNA, 1511 nt
Organism: Paramecium pentaurelia
Lineage: Eukaryota; Ciliophora; Oligohymenophorea; Peniculida; Parameciidae
Source: the annotation of a GenBank genome assembly
AUGUAUUUUAAUAUUAAUUAAACAUCAUCAUCUCGCUUGGAUAAUUCUGGUUUAAGACUUAAACUCUCAAAGUAAUAUGAAUAACAUACUAUUCCUCCUGUUGAGAAUUAAAAAAGCACUCUAAAUAAAUUAAACUAAACUUAAAGUUUAAGUACACUUAUUAGAGAUAAAAAAUCCUCUAUUUCCAGAUAGAUUUCUUAGAAUAAUCCAUUUAUUAAUACAAGUGUUAGAACUAAUACGCCUAAAUCUACUCAUCCAUCAUAUUAGGUAAUCUACUUAUAUAUAAAUAAGGGUUACUUUUUUGCCAAAUCAAAAGAGUAAAAUAGGGUACAACUAACCUAAUUAAUUAGCAAAACCUUACAAUAAAGUUAUAGUAAGACAAACAAUAGCUUAAUUAAGGAUAAUUCUUUUAGAUUAACAAACAAAUCUAAGACUGAUAGAAAAUAUAAUUUACUGUCUCUAGAUCAGAAUAAAUAUAUACAAAAACCUAAAACAGAGAAAGUAGCAACUAUUGAUAGAAUUUAAACCAAUAGCAAUCAAAUUCUUAAUUAAAAACAACCAUUAAAUAUUCAUUUGAGUUUAGAUGACUUUGUUACUUAAGUUAAGGUACCAAAUUCCUCAAAGAGCAAUUAAUAUAUAUCUCCAUUUAAAUAAACAAAAUCACUUUCACCAAAAAAUAGAAUUUUAUCUACUACAAGAAGUAAUAUAAGAAUCUAUUUUAGAAAAUAUUUAUUAUGUUAGCUCUAUGAUAGAAGCUGUCAACGGAGCAUAUGAUUCUCUCAGUUAGUUAUAUAGAGACCAUGCCUUAUAAACAUAUAAUAGCAUAGGUUUCUGCUUAAAUUAAACAGAACCGAUUAUUAGUAGUAUCCAAAAGAAAAUAGUAAAUUUACCACAAAAAAAUAGCAAAUGUAGUUUUUUGAUACGAUUUAGUUCAUAAAACUGUGGUAUUUGAUCUUGAUGAAACUCUAAUUCAUUGUAACGAAAAUUAGAAUAUAAAAUCUGAUGUUUAUUUACCAAUUACAUUUCCUUCUGGUGACACAGUUUCAGCAGGAAUCAAUAUUAGACCUUGGGCUAAAUAGAUUUUAAAUCAAUUAUCAGAAGUUUGUGAAGUUGUAGUAUUUACAGCUUCACAUUAAUGUUAUGCUUCUUAAGUGAUUCAAUUUCUUGAUCAUAAGAAAAUCUUAAGUGCCCAAUUAUUUAGAGAGAGUUGCAUUGUGACUAAUGAUGGAGUGCAUAUUAAAGAUCUUAGAGUAUUAGGUAGAGAUAUGAAAGAUAUUGUUUUGAUUGAUAAUGCAGCAUAUAGCUUUGGGUAUCAUAUUGAGAAUGGAAUUCCAAUAAUUCCAUUUUAUGAUAAUAAGGAUGAUAAGGAAUUAAAGUUAUUAUAUGAUUUUUUAAUCUCUGAUGUUUUACCUGCUUAUGAUUGUAGGAAAAUACUUGAAGAAACUUUCAAAUUGAGAGAGUUUCAGAAUUAUAAUAGUCCUAAAGUAGCAAUUGAAAAAUUAUAUUGUUGA